This is a messenger RNA of Mandrillus leucophaeus (drill), 2513 nucleotides long. RefSeq names its product Mediterranean fever (gene MEFV). Gene Ontology annotation, molecular function: zinc ion binding; protein binding. The transcript is spliced from 11 exons. Bases 29 to 2308 code for a protein of 759 amino acids. Lineage: Eukaryota; Metazoa; Chordata; Mammalia; Primates; Cercopithecidae. The record is from RefSeq and is a predicted model, not a curated record.
CUGGCUCCAGCCUCUCCUGUUCAGCGCCAUGGCCAAGACCCCUAGUGACCAUCUGCUGUCCACCCUGGAGGAGCUGGUGCCCUAUGACUUUGACAAGUUCAAGUUCAAGCUGCAGAACACCAGUGUGGAGAAGGAGCACUCCAGGAUCCCCCGGAGUCAGAUCCAGAGAGCCAAGCCAGUGAAGAUGGCCAGUCUGCUGGUCACCUACUACGGGGAAGAGUACGCUGUGCGGCUGACCCUGCAGGUCCUGCGGGCCAUCAACCAGCGCCUGCUGGCUGAGGAGCUCCACAGGGCAGCCGUUCAGGAAUAUUCCACACAAGAAAAUGGCACAGACGAUUCCGCAGCGUCCAGCUCCCUGGAGGAGAACAAGCCCGGGAGCCUGAAGACUCCAGACCACCCCGAGGGGAAGGAGGGAAAGGGCCCUCGGUCGUGCGGGGACUGGGCUGCCAGCCUGCAGGCCGGGACGGGGCUGUCAAGGAAGCCCUCGAGCAAACGCAGAGAGAAGGCCUCGGAGAGCCCGGACGCGCAGGGCAAGCCUCCCACCGGAGGGAGAAGCCCCGGCCCCAGCCCCUGCAAGGCGGCCGAGCGCCCCCUGCGCAAGAACACCAGCUCCUCGGGCGCGCCGGGGUGGAAGGAGUGCAGGCCCUUCGAAGUGGAGCAGCCCUCGGGAAAGAAGCGGCCUAAAAGCCUUGAGCUCACCAUUUCCACAGGGCAGAAGGCGCCCCCAAAUCCAGAAACUCUCCUGACUGUAGAGGAAACGACAGCUGCGAAUCCGGACUCGGCAACAGGCGCUCAGGCAAGGCCCACUCCGGAUGGAGGGGCGUCUGCGGACCUGGAGAAAGGCCCUGGGAAUCCAGAACAUUCGGUCACCGGAAGGCCACCAGACAAGGCUGCGAGUCCCCGUUGCCACGCCCAGGAAGGAGACCCUGUUGGCGAUAUCUGUGUGCGUGAUUCCUGUAGCUGCCCUGAGGCAGCUUCUGGGCACCCCCAGGCCUCAGGCAGCCGCUCACCUGACUGCCCCCGGUGCCAGGCCUCCCAUGAAAGGAAGAGCAUGGGAAGUCUAAGCCCCCAGCCCCUUCCACAGUGUAAGCGCCACAUGAAGCAGGUCCAGCUGCUAUUUUGCGAGGAUCACCGUGAGCCCAUCUGCCUCAUCUGCAGUCUGAGUCAGGAGCAUCGAGGCCACCGGGUACGCCCCAUUGAGGAGGCUGCCCUGGAACACAAGAAGCAAAUUCAGAAGCAGCUGGAGCAUCUGAAGGAGCUGAGAAAAUCAGGGGAGGAGCAGCGAUCCUAUGGGGAGGGCAAGGCAGUGAACUUUCUGAAACAGACUGAAGCGCUGAAGCAGCGGAUGCAGAGGAAGCUGCAGCAGGUGUACCACUUUCUGGAGCAGCAAGAGUAUGUCUUUAUGGCCUCGCUGGAGAACGUGGGCCAGAUGGUCGGGCAGAUCAGGAAGACAUACGACACCCGCAUAUCCCAGGACAUCGCCCUGCUCGACGCGCUGAUUGGGGAACUGGAGACCAAGCAGUGCCAGUCGGAAUGGGACCUUCUGCAGGACAUCGGAGACAUCUUGCACAGGGCUAAGACAGUGCGUCUCCCUGAACGGUGGACUACUCCUCAAGAGAUGGAACAGAAGAUCCAGCUGCUCCUCCAGAAGUUAGAGUUUGUGGAGAAGAGCGCAAAGUACUUCUUAGAAACCCUGAGUUCAGAAAUGGAAAUGUUCAAUGUUCCAGAGCUGAUUGGUGCUCAGGCACAUGCCGUUAAUGUGAUUCUGGAUGCAGAAACCGCUUACCCCAACCUCAUCGUCUCUGAUGAUCUGAAGAGUGUUAGACUUGGAAACAAGCGGGAGAGGCUGCCUGAUGGCCCGCAAAGAUUUGACAGCUGCAUCGUUGUUCUGGGCUCUCCGAGCUUCCUCUCCGGCCACCAUUACUGGGAGGUGGAGGUCAGAGACAAGACAGCGUGGAUCCUGGGAGCCUGCAAGGCAUCCAUAAGCAGGAAAGGGAACAUGACUCUGUCACCAGAGAAUGGCUACUGGGUGGUGAUAAUGAUGAAGGAAAAUAAGUACCAGGCAUCCAGUGUUCCCCCAACCCCCCUGCUGAUAAAGGUGCCUCCCAAGCGUGUGGGCAUCUUUGUGAACUACAGAGUUGGAAGCAUUUCCUUUUACAACGUGACAGCCAGAUCCUGCAUCUAUACAUUCACCGGCUGCUGUUUCUCUGAGCCCCUUCAACCUAUCUUCAGCCCUGGGACACAUGAUGGAGGGAAGAACACAGCUCCUCUGACUAUCUGUCCAGUGGGUGGUCAGGGGCCUGACUGAAUGCCCAACACUGCAUCUCUCUUCCAGCUUCUGGCUUUGUGUCUUGCAUUCACAUACUCAGCAGUCACGGAAUGCCGCCUGGGUGCCAGCCGCUACAGGAAAUGCAACGAAUAACAAAAUAGUUACUGUGCCCAUGGAGCCUACCCGAUUAUAGCAGAGCUAAGUUAGGAACGAACAUAUUAGUAAAUCCGCUGAAGAAAUGUAC